This is a messenger RNA of Peronospora belbahrii, 1332 nucleotides long. NCBI's taxonomy places the organism in Eukaryota, Oomycota, Peronosporomycetes, Peronosporales, Peronosporaceae. The record is from the annotation of a GenBank genome assembly.
AUGGGCGAUUCUACAUUAUCUGUAACAAGUGAUAGCGAUAGCUCUCCUCAUCCCCCGGCUACGCCAAUAGCACCAUCAUCUGCAUCUCAAUCUACUGCAUUGAUUAGUGGUGCUAAUUUCUCAUUACUCGCCCAAACUGAUAGUCCAGACGUCGAAAAACAAUCUGCAGACCCUUUAAACAUCACGUCUAGCAUCAAUCCGACAAAUAAAGAGCUUAUAAACGUGCAUGAUACGUCUAGUAGCUGCAGUCGUGAUGAGGUUACGAUUGAGGAUGUGACACACGCACCAUUGGACUGGACAUCCGAUAAUCGGUGUCCAUAUUACCCCGUACGGAGUGAUGGUUGUACUGAACCAAGAUCAUGCAGAGAUUGUCUUAAUGUGGACAUUGGAAACGAGUAUAGCUGCAUGGUGAACCAAUACGGCCGCUGUGUGCAAAAAGAUCGAUUUACGUACGUAAGGUCGCUGGAUUUUGAGUGGCAAGAGCCGUCAAAUGACGGUAACGCGCGUAUGGACCAAAAGGUUCAGUUCCCUGCAUACAAAGUGGACUAUUGUAUGUACGAUGACAUGCAAUGCAAGAAAUGUCGAGACGAAGUAUUUAACGAUGUAAUGGAGGGCAGGAUUGACGGGUCAUUGACUAAGUUUUGCUACGGCAAAGGAGGUUGCGUGUGUAUUGCAGUGUGUGAAGCUCCGAUAUGGAGAGAGACAAUUGGACAAACGGUAUGCAAUGGUACCAUAGUGAAUCGAAAUCAUGAGAGCCACUAUGUCUAUGCGUACGAUGGAUCACAGGAGAAGGACGGAAAAGGUAUUGGACUUAGCAAUCUAUUGAUUGGAGUGAUAGGUGGACUAGCAUCAGUUAUUAUCCUGGUUGCUGUAGUUUCUUACAUUCGACAUAGAAGAAACGAGAAUGGCACUGAAGCAAGUAGCGACAUGGCUGAUUCGCAAUUACAGGACGAAGACGAAGAUGCUGCUGCUGCUGCUGGAAGUGCUCCAAUAGUAUCAGAAGCGUCAACGUUGAGUCUAUUUGGCUGGCAAGCCAUGAGAUCGGAGUUGAUUGAACGUGAGCACUUGCUGCUGGCUGGAGUCGAGGAUUUUUCAAACGUCAAGACAGGAUACUUGCAGUUGCUGGAUGUGAAUGCUUCUGCACCUCCACAGGAAGAAGAUGAGAGUUCAGCCCCGGUGCUGUUGGUCCCGUUAGCUGGUGCAUCGGCACCAGCUAUUUCUCCACGAGAUGCUGCAGCAUUUGCUUCGACACCUUCAGCUCCACCAGCAUCCCCCUCAGUUCCAUCACCACCACGACCAUCCUCCUCUCAUUUCGACGACGAUAUCUUGUAA